Messenger RNA from Sarcophilus harrisii (Tasmanian devil), 2017 nucleotides. It is a transcript of the gene TFAP2E, whose product is annotated as transcription factor AP-2 epsilon. Gene Ontology annotation, molecular function: RNA polymerase II transcription regulatory region sequence-specific DNA binding; DNA-binding transcription factor activity, RNA polymerase II-specific. Gene Ontology annotation, cellular component: nucleus. The coding region runs from base 222 to 1559 and encodes 445 amino acids. Gene Ontology annotation, biological process: regulation of transcription by RNA polymerase II; anatomical structure development; regulation of cell population proliferation. NCBI's taxonomy places the organism in Eukaryota, Metazoa, Chordata, Mammalia, Dasyuromorphia, Dasyuridae. The transcript has 7 exons. The record is from RefSeq and is a predicted model, not a curated record.
UCCCCCCGCGCCCCAUGGCUCUUAGCGGGGGCUCCGGGCAUUGAGGAUCCCGCUCCUAGGGGCUGCCCCCCACGCCCACCCCUAGCUGGCCGCGCAGACUCCGGAGCUCCGGGACUCGGCAUUGAAGCGUCCUCAGUUUGUCUGUCAAGCGGUCUGUCUGUCAGUCCCUUCCGCGAGGCCCCGCUGUCCCUCGGGCCGCCGCCUCCAGCCCUCCCGCACCCAUGCUGGUUCAUACUUAUUCCGCGAUGGACCGUCCGGAUGGGCUGAACGGCGCGGCUGGCGGAGGGCGCCUAUCGCAGCUCUCCUCCCUCAGCCAGGCGGCCUUCUCGGCGGCGGCGGCGCCUCCUCUUUGCCACACGCCUGCCUCGGACUUCCAGCCGCCCUACUUUCCGCCACCCUACCCGCAGCCGCCUCUGCCCUACGGUCAAACACAGGAGACGGCUUUCCCCCACCUCGGCGAACCCUACAGCGGCCUUGGGACGCUCCACCAGCACCCGCACCCGCACCAGCACCAGCAGCCCGCGUGGCCUUCUCCCCGCGGCGGCCGUCAGGACGAGCAGGGCCUCUUGGCUCAGACUCACCGAGCCCUGGGCCUGGACCCUCGCCGGGAUUACCCGGGAGUUCCCCGCCUCCUGCAUGGCCUGGCGGACGGAGCGCACGGUCUGGCGGACGGGCCGCUUGGCCUGCACGGCCUGGCCGCACAUCACGGCUUGGAGGAUCUCCAGGCCGUGGACGACACUGGGAUGAACCUCCUGGAUCAGUCCGUGAUCAAGAAAGUGCCCAUCCCCUCCAAAGCCAAUGGCAGCGCCAUCUCUGCCCUGUCCUUGAACAAGGAGAGCCUGGUCAGUGGCGUGGUCACGAACCCCAACGAGGUCUUCUGCUCGGUCCCUGGCCGCCUGUCCCUGCUCAGCUCCACCUCCAAGUACAAGGUCACCGUGGGAGAAGUGCAGAGAAGGCUUUCACCCCCCGAGUGCCUCAACGCCUCCCUGCUUGGGGGUGUCUUGCGCAGGGCCAAGUCAAAAAAUGGAGGCCGCUGUCUUCGGGAGCGAUUGGAGAAGAUUGGUCUCAACCUGCCGGCGGGGCGUCGGAAGGCAGCUAAUGUGACACUGCUUACCUCCCUGGUGGAAGGAGAGGCAGUGCACCUCGCCAGGGAUUUUGGCUACGUGUGUGAGACGGAGUUCCCAGCCAAGGCAGCUGCUGAGUACCUGUGCCGGCAACAUGCGGACCCUGCAGAGCUGCACAGUCGGAAGAACAUGCUGCUAGCCACUAAGCAAAUCUGCAAAGAGUUUUCAGACCUGAUGGCACAGGACCGUUCCCCACUGGGCAAUAGCCGACCCUCUCUCAUCCUGGAGCCCGGAGUCCAGAGCUGCCUCACUCAUUUCAGCCUCAUCACCCACGGCUUUGGGGGCCCAGCCAUCUGUGCCGCACUCACGGCCUUCCAGAACUACCUGGUCGAGUCCCUCAAGGGACUCGACAAAAUGUUCCUGAGCAGCUCGGGCAACAGGCACCCAGCUGGAGACUCGAAAGUGUCAGAAAAGGAUGUGAAACACCAGAAAUAAUCUGCCCUCGCCUCCUGCCUCCCCUGCCCCCUUGGGCCUGGGGUUCUCCUGAAGCUUGGGAAAGGAGGCCUGAUCUCUUGAGUUUUGGGAGCAGGGAGAAAAAGAAGGGGGAGGAAAAGGCAGUUUGACUGUUGGGUCAUUCUGGAGCACAGGCUGGAAAGAUUCUUAGUUUGCUUUCAAAGGCAGUGAUUGAGGAAAGAAGGAAAAAUAGAGGGAAACCAUGGCACAGUGUGCUGAAAGUGGGAGCAGGGGAAGGCUAGGCAGCUCGGAGACCUUGUUCUCUCUGCAGAUUGAUUCAGUUUGAAGCCGGGGACCCACCAUCCUACAUCACACGUGCAAUGUUCAGGCUCCUCUAUCCCCCUCUCAGUGGAAGAGGCUUAGAGAAGGGUCCUGAGAGAGCUUCACUUGGUAGGGAAGGGGUGGGAAGGGCUUCAUAGGGCAAGGGUGGGGGGAGGGGG